Molecule: messenger RNA, 282 nt
Organism: Paracoccidioides lutzii Pb01
Exons: 1
Coding region: 1-282 (93 amino acids)
Source: RefSeq, a predicted model, not a curated record
AUGAUGAGGCCAGUCCACCUACAUUGUGUCAAAUAUGCUGACCUGACUCCUUCAGAAGAUGAGGUGAAGAUGUCUGCAGUGACUCCUAACCCAUCACCAACAAUCAACUCUGAAGAAUUGCAACUGAGGAGAUUGAAUCUUGAACAUCAAAAGAUUGAUUUAGAACUUCAAAAAGAGAAGCACAAAGAAUUGCAGCUUCAACUUCAAUUAAAGAGGCUCUGCACUCAGAAUGACAGGGCUGCAAUGCUCACAAAUUCAUCAGUGAGUCAAAUGUCAGCAUGA